GGUUACGACUGGAACGGGAAAGGGCUUAGACUUUCUCCUCCGCAGCUGUCCCACAAGCCAAUCCCUUGACCUGACCCUGGAGAAUCCCUCCAACUCUGGCCCUCGGAGCUGAUUUUGGACCUGCAGCGAGCCAAAGGAUUGGAAUGCAGAUCCGGAGGGGAAACCUCCGCGUCUGUUCUUGCAAGAAGCCAGCUGUGGUAACCUGGAGGCAAUCGGCUGGGCAAAGGAGAAGAAAGGGUACUCUGGGUAACAGAGAAGGUAUUCCGGGAAGCGCGUCUCCCAAGUUUUCUCUGGUGGAAAGAGACGGAUGAGAGUUGACAUCCAUUUCUAGCCAACCGAGCGGAACGAGGUUACUUGCACCAUGCCUUCCCACCUCGACUUCUCACCCCUUGCCGCUCGGACAAAGCGGCCACACUAGGUGACUGGGGUCAACGAUGUACUUGGCACGAAACCAAAGACCCGAGAGCCGGUCCCGUCCAUAUUCUGCCCCUUGGACCUCGGAAGGUUAAAGGGAAGAUUGCUGAGGUUUCCCCUCUGCGUUGUUUCGCACCUGGGCUGAUCCGAACAGUCGAAACUACUAGAAAUGUCCCUUUCCGCGCCCAGGCUCUCUUCACCAUUCAGGGGAAAAAACUGUACCCUCAGACUUAAGUAGGGGCUUAGUGACUUUCAAACUCCCAUUCCCAACAUUCACAUCUUUACAUUGUCCCCCCCCCCCCCUUUUUUUUUCUUUUCCUUUUUGCACAUUACGCUGAGCCAGGCACUGUGGACUUCUAAUCUCUUUUUAGCCGGGGAGGGGGAGAAGCCGGCGCGAGGGACCGGUCUCCGCUCCUCGCCGCAGAGUUAGAGUCCCCAUCCCACCGGGGUGUCCACCCAGGCGACUCUUCUCCCAGUUCCCCACCCAGUUGAUGUGACAGGCUCGUGGCCCAAUCCUCUUCCAGGUUCCCAGGCCGAGGGCUAGCACCACCCGAGCCAAUGGCGGCGGCCGAGGGGCGGAGGGAGCGCUGGCUUUAGAACCACUGCCGCAAAGAUUUCGAGAGGCAGAAGUUGUCCGGGCGCGUCGGUCGGAGGCUGUCGGGCCAGAUCCGGGACUCUGCGACUUUAUGGAUGGUGCUUUCUCGCUAGUUGCUCUUAACUUGUUGCCUACCUGCGGCUGCAGUCCUGGACGCCAACCCUUGCCCUUCUCCCCUUCCGUGGCGGCCGCCCCGAAGUGGAAACCGAGCGCCUAACUUCCCUCCGUCGUCCUUCCCCGGCUACUGCCAUCCCCCGCCCCCCGCCCCCUCCCGCCCCGGACUCAGGAAAUCCCGGAGCCGGCCGCCUGCGACGCCUCCAGCCCCGGCUCGCCCGCCUCGGCUGACCUCGCGGGCUCACGCCAGUUCCGGGGCGCUGAGCGGCUGCCUUGGCCCAGGGAAAUUAGCGGGGCUCCGACUGCCGGCCUCCCGCUCGUUUCCCUGGCCAUUCGCGAGAGCGCCGCGAUCGCACCGCAUCUCCCUAUGAAGCCUCAGACUACUCUGAAAGGUGUUUUUACCCAACUUAUCUACUGAGACAUUUGUCCCUCUUUCGUGACAUUUUAACAUCCUAGACCUUUAAAUGGACGAGAUGGCUACCACUCAGAUUUCCAAAGAUGAGCUUGAUGAACUGAAAGAGGCCUUUGCAAAAGUUGAUCUCAACAGCAAUGGAUUCAUCUGUGACUAUGAACUUCAUGAACUUUUCAAGGAAGCCAAUAUGCCAUUACCGGGAUACAAAGUGAGAGAAAUAAUUCAAAAACUCAUGCUGGAUGGUGACAGGAAUAAAGAUGGGAAGAUAAGUUUCGAUGAAUUUGUUUAUAUUUUCCAAGAGGUAAAAAGCAGUGAUAUUGCCAAAACCUUCCGCAAAGCGAUCAACAGGAAAGAAGGGAUUUGUGCUCUGGGAGGCACUUCAGAGCUUUCCAGUGAAGGAACACAGCAUUCUUACUCAGAGGAAGAAAAAUACGCUUUUGUUAACUGGAUAAACAAAGCUUUGGAAAAUGAUCCCGAUUGCAGACACGUUAUACCAAUGAACCCAAACACCGACGACCUGUUCAAAGCUGUUGGUGACGGAAUUGUGCUUUGUAAAAUGAUCAACCUUUCAGUUCCUGAUACAAUUGAUGAAAGGGCCAUCAACAAGAAGAAACUUACGCCCUUCAUCAUUCAGGAAAACUUGAACUUGGCACUGAACUCUGCUUCUGCCAUUGGGUGUCACGUUGUGAACAUCGGUGCAGAGGAUUUGCGGGCUGGGAAACCCCAUCUGGUUUUGGGACUGCUCUGGCAGAUCAUUAAGAUCGGUUUGUUCGCCGACAUUGAAUUAAGCAGGAAUGAAGCCUUGGCCGCCUUACUUCGAGACGGGGAGACUUUGGAGGAGCUCAUGAAACUGUCUCCAGAAGAGCUUCUGCUUAGAUGGGCCAACUUUCAUUUGGAAAACUCGGGCUGGCAAAAAAUCAACAACUUUAGUGCUGACAUCAAGGAUUCCAAAGCCUAUUUCCAUCUUCUUAAUCAAAUUGCACCAAAAGGACAAAAAGAAGGGGAACCACGGAUAGAUAUUAACAUGUCGGGUUUCAAUGAAACAGAUGAUUUGAAGAGAGCAGAGAGUAUGCUUCAACAAGCAGACAAGUUAGGUUGCAGACAGUUUGUUACCCCUGCUGAUGUUGUCAGUGGAAACCCCAAACUGAACUUGGCCUUUGUGGCUAACCUGUUCAAUAAAUACCCAGCACUAACGAAGCCAGAGAACCAGGAUAUUGACUGGACUCUAUUGGAAGGAGAAACUCGUGAAGAAAGAACCUUCCGUAACUGGAUGAACUCUCUUGGUGUUAAUCCCCACGUAAACCAUCUCUAUGCUGACCUCCAAGACGCCUUGGUAAUCUUACAGUUGUACGAACGAAUUAAAGUUCCUGUUGACUGGAGUAAGGUCAAUAAACCUCCAUACCCAAAACUCGGAGCCAACAUGAAAAAGCUGGAAAACUGCAACUAUGCUGUCGAACUGGGGAAGCAUCCUGCCAAAUUCUCCCUGGUCGGUAUUGGAGGGCAGGACCUGAAUGAUGGAAACCAAACUCUGACUUUAGCUUUGGUCUGGCAGCUGAUGAGAAGAUAUACCCUCAAUGUUCUGGAAGACCUUGGAGACGGGCAGAAAGCUAAUGACGACAUCAUCGUAAGCUGGGUGAACAGAACAUUGAGUGAAGCUGGAAAAUCAACUUCCAUUCAGAGUUUUAAGGACAAGACGAUCAGCUCCAGCUUGGCGGUUGUGGAUUUAAUUGAUGCCAUCCAGCCGGGCUGCAUAAACUAUGACCUUGUUAAGAGUGGCAAUCUGACAGAAGAUGACAAGCAUAAUAAUGCCAAGUACGCGGUGUCCAUGGCUAGAAGAAUUGGAGCCCGGGUGUAUGCUCUCCCCGAAGACCUUGUGGAAGUAAAGCCCAAGAUGGUCAUGACCGUGUUUGCAUGCUUGAUGGGCAGGGGAAUGAAGAGAGUGUAAAAUAACCAAUUUGAAUACAAACAGCCUUGCUCCCAGGUGCAUGGUUACCAGGGCAGCUAUUUCCAGGUGAUGUGCUCAUGGCUUAAGGAACUGUUGGUCAUCCUGAGAGCCCACAGGGGAAAGAGGUUGAAUGAAAACGACUCCCCUUUCCCAUCGCCGAAGUUGGAUUUGUCAGGCACCCCUGAAAUGUGCUCACGGCCAACAACUCAUUUACUCUCUCCUCCUAGAUUGCUGCCCUGGAUACUUCCCAUUGCUGUAUGUUAUGUCCGUGUAUCUUUUUCCCUCCUAGAACAUCCACAUCUUGAGACGUGCUUAGAUGAUUGGAUAUGAAUAUUCUUAGACCAUAAUUUUGCUUUCCAUCCAGUAUGCUCGUUCUCAUUCGAGAACUGUGGUCGGAGGGUAUUUGGAUAGGAGUACCUUUUGCUUUCUCUUCGUAGUACUGAAAAUUGGCAGAAGUAACUGGCUGUGCAGAAUGUAAUAGAAGCUUUUCGUAUUCUUUUAUUCUGAAAAUCAGUAUCUUUUUACAGUAUUCUUUCUACAUGAUCUUUUUUGUACAUUUAAGAAUAUUUUGAUUACAUUAAAUAAGACUGCUGAUUUUGCUACUUUUUUUAAGGGGUCUUCAAGUAAGUAAAAACCAUACAUUAUAGGUAGAGGAACAAAACGGACCUUCCAAUUUGCAUACCCUGGCCUCUCACACCCAAGCUGUAAACAAUUGACGCAUCUUAUCUUAAAACACUUGGUUCAGUAUACGCUUCUUUGUGUUACAACCUGUAUCCUCAGACUCUCUCUUUGGAUUUAAAAAUGUUGGUGAAUGACACUUUUGAGGAGAGAGUGUGCUCGGACCGUAGACAGGAUAUGCUAAGUGUACCAUCGAAUUUCCAAUUUUACACCUAAGACAAGGAGAUGUGGUCACUAAAGAAUAAAAAUAUGUAUGUAGGACUUAAUGUACUCUUGCUUUGUCCAGCUAUUUGCUAUAGUUUUCAAGAUCAUAAUGUUACUCUAACUCUGAAAAGUGAUGUAAUCUGGUAGCAACGUAUUAGUUCAAAUAAAGGCAUUUACAUAAUAA
This is a messenger RNA of Leopardus geoffroyi (Geoffroy's cat), 4546 nucleotides long. It is a transcript of the gene PLS3, whose product is annotated as plastin 3. NCBI's taxonomy places the organism in Eukaryota, Metazoa, Chordata, Mammalia, Carnivora, Felidae. Gene Ontology annotation, biological process: actin filament network formation; actin filament bundle assembly. Gene Ontology annotation, cellular component: actin filament bundle; actin filament; cytoplasm. Bases 1588 to 3480 code for a protein of 630 amino acids. Gene Ontology annotation, molecular function: calcium ion binding; actin filament binding. The record is from RefSeq and is a predicted model, not a curated record. The transcript is spliced from 18 exons.